This is a messenger RNA of Podospora bellae-mahoneyi, 4126 nucleotides long. RefSeq lists its product as uncharacterized. The transcript is spliced from 4 exons. Gene Ontology annotation, cellular component: mitochondrion. Bases 2361 to 3923 code for a protein of 520 amino acids. Lineage: Eukaryota; Fungi; Ascomycota; Sordariomycetes; Sordariales; Podosporaceae. Gene Ontology annotation, biological process: sulfur compound metabolic process. Gene Ontology annotation, molecular function: molybdenum ion binding; sulfite oxidase activity; molybdopterin cofactor binding. The record is from RefSeq and is a predicted model, not a curated record.
GGAGGUUUUUAUUUUUGUAUUUCUUGGAUGAACCUUGAUGGACAGGCACAACUACUUCUUCUUCUCCUUGGAGCAAGGAGCACUGCUAUGCUCUAUCCCCGCACCGCCCUUGUUAUCCAACUCAUCAAGAGCCUUCUGUAUCGCCUCCCCGACCUCCUUGUCAACCCGAUUAAACAUCUCGAUCGUCGCCUUCUGUACUUGAGGAAGAGCCUUGCCAACAUGGGCCGCAACAUUCUUGGCAAAGACCUUGUCUUCACCGUUGCUCUUAAAGAUCUUCCAGAGAUCACGAGGCUGCUCAAAGUCUUCGUCUGUCACUUCCGACGAGAACUGAGUGACUUUGCCCACCCACUCAUCGUGGGCAAUAUCUGCUGGGCCGAGACGAAGAGAGCGGAAGGAGGAUCGGACUGGGACAGUCAGCAUCGAGGCUCUGUGUCGAGGGGUCAAGUGAAGGACUUACCAUAGUCCGGAUCACCGUCAUAGUUGCCGUCCACACGCAUCGGCCCGUCUCUUUGGUACGGCGAAUAGACGUACUGGGCGCGGUUGCAUGGCAGCUGUUGGUAGUUGGGACCCACGCGGUAUCUGGCUGCAUCCGGAUAGCUAAACAUUCUCGCUUGCAGCAUGGGAUCGGCACUGGGGCCGAUGCCAGGAACCAUCGUGCUGGGACUGAAGGCUGCCUGCUCAAUGUCCUGGAAAUGGUUGUCGGGGUUGCGGUUGAGGGUCAGCCUACCAAUGGGUCUCAGCGGGUAGUCCUUCUGUGGCCAGAUGCGGGUGAUGUCAAAGACAUUCCAGCGGUAAGUUUCCGCCUCCUUUGGAUCCAUGAUCUGGAAGUACAUCGUCCAGGAGGGGUAGUCCCCCUUCUCAAUGGCAUUGUACAGGUCCUUGAUAUGGUAGUCAGGCUCUUCUCCCGCCAACUUGACAGCUUCAUCAGACUCAAGGUUCUGGAUCCCAGCGUCAGGCUUGAAAUGGAUCUUGACAUAUUUGAAAGUGCUGUCUUCUGGCUUGCCGAACUUGAAGGUGUGGUUCCCGAAACCGUUGAUGUUGCGCAGAGACUUGGGGAUACCGCGCCCUCCGAAGAGCUGCAUGAGGCAAUGGACACCUUCCUGGUUGUUGUUGUGAAAGUCCCAGAACAUGGUCGAGUCAGGGACGUUGGUUUGGGGAUGUCGUUUGUGGGAGCGGUUUAGACUCGGGAAUUUGACGGGAUCUCGGAUGAAAAAGACUGGAAGAUCGUUGCCGACGAAAUCCCAAUUGCCUUCUUCGGUAAACAUCUUGAGGGCGAACCCGCGGAUGUCUCGGGUGGUGUCUGAAGACCCCUUCUCUCCGGCUACUGUCGACAGGCGGGCGAGGACCUUGGUCUUCUUGCCCACCUUGCUCAGGAAAGCAGCGGAUGUAAAGUCUGAUACAUCGUGAGUGCACUCGAAUUCACCCCAUGCUCCUGCGGCUUUGGCGUGUACGACUCUGUGCAAAUGACAGUUAGUGCCUGCCCAUGGGUGAGCGCGAGGUCGGCCCUACCUCUCAGGAAUCCUCUCCCGAGGAAAGUGGGCGAGGGUCUCUAUGAGCUGGGUGUCUGAUAAAAGUGAUAGCUGCCCUCCCUUGGGCUUUUCACCACGUAGAACAGUUGCCGCGGUUGGGUCAUGGACAGGCCGGCCUGGGCAGUGCUCAGUCAGCUGCGUGUCACAACACAGAGUGCUUACUCGGAAGAGGUGAUAGAAGAUGGGUAGGUACCUUCGGCCAAUGUAACGAUGGGGGCGUCGUCCUUGCACUGCCAUCAGCAUGGACCUGCUUGCCUCCAUCAUGGUGUCUGACUUACUGGAGUCAUCUUGAAGCUGUCAACCUCUUUCCUGCCGUUCCAAUAAUAGUGGUACAAAAGGAUUGUUUGGAGUAGCAGCUAUUGCAGCCACAACUUAAUCAUUAACACUCGAUUGAUAUACCAUCUCGCACACAUCCACGCAUCAUCAACAUAUCAUCAACAUCGGUGGAUAAUCUGGUGUCAUUGACGUCACCGCUCUGAAAUACUCGCAGAUCGUACCACCCAUUACUACUCUACGAUCAUUGAAAUUAAUCCGAUAACAAGUUAUUUGUCUGGUGAAUCCGGCUCUCGAAAGGUUGUUCGUGGAAAUAAUGGUAAUAAUGGUGUGUAAAUGCAUGACGUGCCAAUGACAGCAUUACCAAAAUGUGCUGCUGUAACCGUCCUGCACAACAAUCACUCAGCCACCUGCAGAACCGUGUAAAACACAGCAAUCGUGAUUAUCGGAGAAACAAGCCGCUCAAUACUACAAAACCGGCAUUCACCCCCUUCUUUUCCUAAAUACCUUGGCAAAAGCUUGUUCCAACCCACACGUCCGGCCACGCAGACCAUCCCCAUGGCCCCCGCAGAACCCAACGCACUGCCUUUCAGGCCAAAGGGGGAGACACCUCACUUUGCUGAGGAGAAGGAGGGUUGGAAGGGAUAUGUCGAAUGGGAGGAAUUCCCCGAGAAGAAGAAGCAAGCUCAGGAAGUCCUAAAGAGAUAUGAUUUUCCCGAACCCCCCGAGUUCCAACUCAUCCCCCUCCCAACCACCAACCCCGUCCUCACGGGCGAACGCUGGAAGCAGUACCACUCCGCCUUGGGCCUAUCCCACAUCUUCCACCACAGCUGGGAAACCGUCCUCCAAGAAAAGUCUCCAGACAUGACCCACAUUCUGCAGUUCCCCUACAACGGCGAAGCCCCCGGCGACCGCCUCAUCAAAACAGAACUCACAAACAACAAAGACCACUUUGUCCGCAACCACGGCGGCAUCCCUGACAUCGAUCCCGCUAAAUGGACUCUUGACAUUGGCGGUUUGGUUAAGAACCCGAAGAAACUCACUUUGGCGCAGCUUCAGGAUGAGAAGACUUUUCCUAGGCAAUCUAAUAUUGUCACGCUUCAAUGCAGCGGUACUCGUCGGAUAGAGCAGAUACAUGAGUACCCUGGCGAUGGCGACGAACUGAUCAACGCGCCGUGGGGGGAGGGCGCUAUCUCUACUGCGAGAUGGACGGGGGUUUCGCUUAAGAGGGUUAUCAAGUAUUGUGGUGGUCUUGUUGAUGAUAAGGGGGCGGAUAAUAUCGAGUUUUAUGGUGCGGACACGUACUUUAAGAAGGGGGGGGUGCACAAUUAUGUUGUUAGUGUGCCGUGGAGGAAGGUCAAGGCGCAUGAGGUGCUGCUGGCGUGGGAUAUGAACGGGGAGCAGCUGCCGAAAAUUCAUGGGUUCCCGGUGAGGGUGGUGGUGUUUGGGUAUAUUGGGGCGAGGAGCGUCAAGUGGUUGUAUAAAAUCAGGGCCAUCCACCGGCCGAGCAUGGCGCCGGUGCAGCGUAAGGAGUAUUUGUAUUAUACGCCGCAGAUUGGGAAGCAGAAUGCGACGUACAGUAAUGGGUUUUCCAUUCAGGAUAUGCCGGUUAGCUCGGCGAUUAUUACGCCGAAAAAUAUGGAUCAGAUUGUGCAUGAGGGGAGGGUUAGGCUGGCGGGGUGGGCUUACUCUGGGGGAGGGCACUGGCCGGUGAGGGUGGAAGUUAGUGGAGAUGGGGGGAGUAUUUGGUAUGAGGUCCCGACGGAGAAUAUGUCUACCAAGUACUUUUACGCCUGGAGGACAUGGUGGGUUGAUUUGCCGGUUGAUGCGGAGGGGUGGUUGGAGAUGUGCGUGAGGUGCUGGGAUAAUGCGAUGAAUACGCAGCCUACUUUUGUUAGGAGUGCUUGGAACUGGGACUUGCACGUCACUUCCUCUGCUCAUCGCGUCAAAAUCUACAGUAUCAACAAGUCGAGGCCGAACACUGCUGCGAGGCUCAAGCAGUUGGAGGAGAACAAUACCCCCAUCGUGCCGAUCACGAGACCGAUUCAAUUUGAUUUGGAGACUGAUGAGGAGUAUGCGAAGGCCAUGGAGUCAAGGGCUUGGAGGGAUCCGUUGGAGUAGAUGCCUGGGGAUUUUGCCCAUCAGGUUGUUCUAGGUGGGUCAGGGGGUUCGGGGGUACUCAGUGAUUACCGGCGCUUCAUCUUUGCGAUUUCAUGUACCCCUAUUUCGUUCUUUCUUGUGGCAGUUGAUGUUCUUCGAUGAUGUAUAUGCCUGUCUAGUAAACGAGAAACGUUGUCCAGCUCGUGUAGCUCUGAAGAACACGC